AGCAAAGCUUAUCUUCAAUUUUCCCACACAACAAUGAAAACGUUAAUUGUGUGCCUAGUUUUCCUCUUCAUUUCCCAAACCCAAGGCCUGAACCCCAAAUGCAACACCCAAGACCAUGGUUCAACCCUCCAAGUGUUCCACAUUUACAGUCCAUGCUCUCCCUUCAAACCCUCGAAGCCGCUCUCGUGGGAGGACGAUAUGUUGUUGACUCUGGCCAAGGACCAGGUUAGGCUGCAAUAUUUGUCGAGCCUGGUGGUGGCUAAGAAAUCCGUGGUGCCUGUAGCUUCAGGCAGGCAGAUCUUGCAGAGUCCGACUUACAUUGUGAUGGCCAGAAUUGGAACACCGCCGCAAACCAUGCUUAUGGCCAUGGAUACUAGCAAUGAUGCUGCUUGGAUCCCUUGUAAUGGCUGCCAUGGCUGCUCUUCCAAGGUGUUUAACACCGCUAAAUCCUCCACUUUCAAGACCCUUGGCUGCCAUGCACCUCAAUGCAAGCAGGUGCAAAAUCCCAGUUGCGGUGGAAGCGCGUGCGUGUUCAACAUGACCUACGGCAGCUCAUCAAUAGCAGCAAACCUCUCACGAGACACAAUCACCCUCGCCGCCGACCCUAUCCCGAGCUACGUAUUCGGUUGCCUCCAAAAGAUAACCGGCAGGUCAGUGCCACAACAGGGCUUAAUGGGCUUGGGCCGAGGCCGAUUAUCACUUCUUUCACAAACCCAGAGUUUGUACAAAUCCACCUUCUCAUACUGCCUGCCUAGCUUUAGGUCACCAAAAUUUUCAGGGUCAUUGAGACUUGGACCAACCGGUCAGCCAUUGAGGAUCAAAUACACACCAUUGCUGAAGAACCCUAGAAGACCCUCUCUUUACUUUGUGAAGUUGAUUGGGAUUAGAGUUGGGAGGAGGAUUGUUGACAUCCCACCCAAGGCUUUGGCUUUCAACCCUUCCACCGGUGCCGGCACCAUCUUUGAUUCUGGCACCGUCUUCACCCGGCUAGUGAAACCAGCCUAUGUAGCGGUCCGGAAUGAGUUCCGGAGGAGAGUUAAGGUUGCCAAUGUGACAUCCCUGGGAGGAUUCGACACAUGUUACACCGUCCCGAUCGUGGCACCAACGAUAACAUUCAUGUUUGCCGGCAUGAACGUAACGCUGCCACAAGAAAACCUACUAAUCCACAGCACAGCAGGCAGCAUCACAUGCUUGGCAAUGGCAUCAGCGCCGGAUAACGUGAACUCAGUGCUGAAUGUGAUAGCCAACAUGCAGCAACAGAACCUUCGGGUGCUUUUCGACGUGCCGAAUUCGAGGUUGGGCGUGGCCCGUGAGCGCUGCACCUGAAACCUACUCCAGCAAGUUCAUUGUGAUAGAUAGAAAUGGUAGUGUAUUUCAUAAAGGGUUUGAUGUUUAGUUUACUAGCUUUGCC
Messenger RNA from Hibiscus syriacus, 1411 nucleotides. RefSeq names its product aspartyl protease AED3-like. NCBI's taxonomy places the organism in Eukaryota, Viridiplantae, Streptophyta, Magnoliopsida, Malvales, Malvaceae. The coding region runs from base 34 to 1326 and encodes 430 amino acids. The transcript has 3 exons. Gene Ontology annotation, biological process: proteolysis. Gene Ontology annotation, molecular function: aspartic-type endopeptidase activity. The record is from RefSeq and is a predicted model, not a curated record.